Fusarium verticillioides 7600 is the source of this 1890-nucleotide messenger RNA. Its product is annotated as DNA primase large subunit. Lineage: Eukaryota; Fungi; Ascomycota; Sordariomycetes; Hypocreales; Nectriaceae. Gene Ontology annotation, cellular component: alpha DNA polymerase:primase complex. The record is from RefSeq and is a predicted model, not a curated record. Gene Ontology annotation, biological process: DNA replication, synthesis of primer. The coding region runs from base 365 to 1615 and encodes 416 amino acids. The transcript has 3 exons.
AACCGAUUCCACUCCUUGGGCAGUUUCCACUCCGUCGAUACAGAUACUCAACAAACAACGAAAUCAUGUUGCGGCAAGACUUUAACCGAAUCGACCCCAAGAGGCGAAAUGUCGUCGACCAUCGCAAGAAGCAAUUCGCUGCCCCUACAUACAAAGAUCUCGACUAUCCUCAUCGUCUCAACUUUUACACAGAUCCUCCCACAGCGGAUAUCACCCUCGAGCAAUUUGAACAAUGGGCCAUCGACCGACUACGAGGUAGGCUGCUGAAAAUUGCAAUAAUGGGCGUAUCUAAUACUCGGUAGUUCUCGCUGAACUCGAAGCAUGCUCGUUCCGCAACAAGACUCCUGCCGAGACUGCAACACACAUGAAGCCCAUACUCAAGAAGCACCUUCACCUCGAGGCCAACAGCUCAGGCUCCAAGAAGAUAUUCGAGCAACGCCAAAAAGACCACUACAGCCAUUUUAUCCUCCGACUUGCGUUCUCGUCUACUGAAGACCUGCGCCGUCGAUUCACCCGUGUCGAGACGAUGCUUUUCCGCCUGCGACUCAAUGAUGACGAUCUCGCCGAGCGAUCUGCCUUUGUCAAGACUCUUGGCCUAGACUGGUGCGAAGACGUAACAGAUGAGGAUAGGAGGAAGUAUGCUGCGGAGCUGGCCGCCUUUGCUAGCAACCGAAAGGGCGAGAAUGAUGAUGAUACAUGGUUCAAGGUAGACUGGGAACGAGUUCCCGAGCUCAUUGAGAGCCGAAGAGUGUUCUUGAAGGCUGGAAAGGCGUUUGUGCCAGGCCGAGAACAGGCUGGCAUGGUAGUCUCGGAGUUCAGCUCGCGACUGGAGCGACAACUUGAGUUGACUGCCCGUGCUCUUCCUCGACUUGACGAGGAUGACCGACUCACACCCAUCCUCAACCAUCUUUCCAAGAACUUCAUCACCCCCGACGCAUCUUACAUGUCCAGCACAGCCGCUGUGCCCGGUGCCGAGAUCAGCGCUGCCAACAUCGACAACUUGUCUCAACACUUCCCAGCCUGCAUGUCCCACUUGCACCGCUCACUACGUCGAGAUGCUCAUCUCAAGCACUAUGGUCGACUGCAGUACUCGCUCUUUCUCAAGGGUAUUGGGCUCAACUUGGAGGAGUGUCUUGUAUUCUGGAGAAAGAGCUUCCACAAGAUCACAGAUGACAAGUUCAACAAGGAGUACCGAUAUAACAUUCGUCACGUUUAUGGUGAUGUAGGUGGUGAUUCCAACCGAAGAGGAGGUGGUUAUAGUCCAUUCAGUUGUCAGAAGAUCCUUACCGAGCAUCCUCCUGGUCCUGGUGAGGCCCACGGAUGCCCAUACCGACACUUCAACAUGGAGAACCUCUCAGCACUUGUCCAGGCUAUGGGUGUUAAUGAUCGCUCUGUUCUCCAGGGCGUUAAAGAGGAUAAAGACAAGCAAAAGUUCCAUAUGGCAUGUAAUCGUGUAUUUGAGCAUCUGCACAAGCAAGAGAUCAAGAAGGCCAAGGAUGAGGGCGUCAUGACACAACAACAGCUCGAGACCAUUGUUCACCCCAACGAGUACUUCAAGCGCAGUUUCCUGCUGAAGAAUCUCGGGAGGGAGACGGAUGUGAGAAUGGAGGGUUGAUAGCUUCACGGUCGUUGGUUUACGGAAACAUGAUGUUCGGAUAUAAUACGUUUGCAUGUCUAACUUUGUAAUUAAGGGAUGUGGGGAUUGGGUGUAAGGCGUUGGAAUAGCCUUGGUGUGAGCAUGCACGGAAGCACCUGGGUAUGUAAUCGAGAAGACAAUCUCGGUAAUCAGAAAUCGAAUAUUCUUAGAAGCAGCAUAGAAGCUCGCCCGUUGACCGCCGGGUGCACGCAACAGCCCUAUAAUGCUCAAAAUAAGUCGAGCUACACAUACGC